CAGUGUAACUAUAUCUCUAGAUUGACCGUGAAUAUCACGGGAGUGACAAUGGCUGUUAUUUUUGGCCAAGCGUUCUUUCUACAAAUAUUGCUCUUUGCGACAACAGACGCACUUCUGUGCUAUAAUUGUACCAAUCUUGCGGACUCAACGGAAUGUCUGGCACUUUCACAAUGUGACGCAGGACAUUCGUGUUACAUGGACUUCCGGUCGGCAGAUCAGAGGAGCACACUUGGUUGUAUUGAUAACACGAAAUGUGGUGUAAGCACUGGAUUAGGCGGGAGUUUAAUUGGUAGAAAUGUCAACGAACGCCAGAUAGACCAAGAUUGUCAUGAGUGCUGUAGUACGGAUAAAUGCAAUAAAGUUCUCUGUUCUCACAAGAAACCAACAGAUUGCGUUGAUGAUAGUAAAGUAGACUGUGCGUUUAUGAAUAGUUUUAUGAAUGUGUGUGCCGACGUGCAACGUGCAAAGGUUAUCUGUCCGAAAUUCUGUUCCCUGUGUUCACUGGUAGAUGGAGCCUGGUCGGACUGGUCGGGAUGGUCCAAGUGUGACGCAUCUUGUGGUAAUGGGGUUCAAACUCGUCUAAGAACGUGUGAUAACCCGGCUCCAGCUAACGGCGGUCUCGAUUGUGUCGGCCCUAACACAGAUCAAAUGACUUGUUCACAAGGACUUUGUCCAGUAAAUGGUGGCUGGGCACAGUGGUCACAUUGGGGCAAUUGUUCUGUUAUAUGUGGGGUAGGUCUGGAAAAACGUCGACGUAACUGCUCUAAUCCAUUACCUGAAAGAAACGGACAUCCGUGUUUUGGUGACGCUAUAGACGUCAGAGUAUGUUCACCGGGACCAUGCGGACAUGGCGGUUGGUCAUCUUGGGGUAUUUGGAGCACGUGCUCGGCUACUUGUGGUGACGGUUUACAAAAAAGAUCACGUUCGUGUACAAAUCCGAAACCUUCGCUGUUAGCGCAGUACUGCGAGGGAGACGCAUCACAAGUUCAAAUGUGUAACAACAUGUCGUGCAACGGCGGGUGGUCUUCUUGGGGACAUUGGAGCACGUGUUCUGCCACGUGCGAUGACGGUCUUCGAACGAGAUCUCGCUCUUGUACGAACCCCAGACCACCGCUCCAUGGCGGGAACUACUGCGAGGGAGACCCAACACAAGUUAAAACAUGUAGCUAUGUUUCAUGCACUCCAAAUAUUGCGUUUAAAGCACAUAGUGUGAGGGAUACUACGCCUACUCCUAAGCAAACAAUGGUACUCGAAAGUGUCAUAUUUAACCAGGGCAACGCCUACAGUACCAGUACUGGCAUCUUCACAGCCCCUGUCAGCGGAACCUAUUUCUUUACAACUCAGUUUUGUUCAAUUCAGAAACAUGUCUUUAACUACGAUAUUAAAGUGGAUGGGACAACAUAUGCUACUGGCAAAACCUAUGCCGAGACCUCAUUCCCAUGUAACACUGCGGAUACCGUGGCUGUCCUACACGCAAACUCAAAAGUCUGGGUUGAGUGUACUUAUGUUAUACCGGGGUCGCAAAUAUAUCAAGACGGAGCCCAUAUGAACUCUUUCUCCGGCUAUCUUGUGCAUCGAUAAACUGGACACUAAAAAUUAUAUGCAGAUAUCUUGGUUUUCCAUGGAGUUUAAACUAAAAUAAAUAAGCAUUCUAAA
This is a messenger RNA of Ruditapes philippinarum (Manila clam), 1656 nucleotides long. Its product is annotated as SCO-spondin-like. NCBI's taxonomy places the organism in Eukaryota, Metazoa, Mollusca, Bivalvia, Venerida, Veneridae. The transcript has 11 exons. The record is from RefSeq and is a predicted model, not a curated record. The coding region runs from base 49 to 1581 and encodes 510 amino acids. Gene Ontology annotation, molecular function: protein binding.